GUUUUGGGUUGGACCGAGCAAGCAGGGAGCAAGAGCUGAGAGCGGGGAUCCGGCCCGCACCGGCCGAACCGGCUUGAUACUGAUGGACAUUGUAUGGGCCAGAGGCAGGGAUGGUUGGCUAUGACCCCAAAGCAGAUGGCAGGAAUAACUCCAAGUUCCAGGUGGCAGCAGCUGGGUCUAUGUCUGGACUUGUCACACGGGCACUUAUCAGUCCCUUGGACAUCAUCAAAAUCCGUUUCCAGCUUCAGAUUGAGCGCCUGUCUCGCAGUGACCCCAGUGCAAAAUACCAUGGGAUCCUACAGGCCACAAGGCAGAUUUUGCAAGAGGAGGGCCCAACGGCAUUCUGGAAAGGACACAUCCCAGCCCAGAUUCUCUCCGUAGGCUAUGGAGCUGUCCAAUUUUUGUCAUUUGAAGUGCUGACGGAGCUGGUCCACAGAGCCAACAUGUACAACAGCCACGAGUUCUCAGUGCACUUUGUAUGUGGUGGUCUGGCUGCCUGCACGGCCACCCUCACCGUGCACCCUGUGGAUGUUCUGCGCACCCGCUUUGCAGCUCAGGGUGAGCCCAGGGUGUAUAAAACCCUGCGAGACGCCGUGGUGACCAUGUUCAGGACCGAAGGCCCCCUGGUCUUCUACAAAGGCUUGAGCCCCACCUUGAUCGCCAUCUUCCCCUACGCCGGCCUCCAGUUCUCCUGUUACAGCUCCCUGAAGCGCUCCUACGAGUGGCUCAUGCCAGCUGAAGGAAAGAAAAACGAGAACCUCAAAAACCUGCUUUGUGGCAGUGGAGCUGGAGUCAUCAGCAAGACCGUUACGUAUCCCCUGGAUCUCUUCAAGAAACGCCUGCAGGUUGGAGGGUUCGAACACGCCCGAGCUGCCUUUGGCCAGGUACGGAGCUACAGGGGCCUCCUGGAUUGUGCCAAGCAGGUGCUGCAAGAGGAAGGUGUCCUGGGCUGCUUCAAGGGCCUGUCCCCCAGCCUGCUGAAGGCUGCCAUCUCCACGGGCUUUAUGUUCUUCUGGUAUGAACUCUUCUGUAACAUAUUCCUCUGCAUGAAGAAGGCAGACCGCCAGCACUGAGGGCAGGAAGGCCGGAGGUCUUCCCUGGAGGCCACCUGCCAAGAGAAGGAAGACUCGGUCUCUGCUGAGGGGGCCGCUUGGCCCAUUCCUGCAGGCCACCCAUCCUGAGCACAAAGAGCCGUUAAGGGCAGGGUGGCAGCCUCGAGCCCACCCAGCUAGAACACCACCAGAAGGGCAAGGGCUUUCCCCCGGAGCAGGCAGAGAGGAGGCAGGGCCUUGGCCGUGGGGCGCCAAGACCGCAGUGAAGAGAAGUGUGAAGUUGCUGUUUCUCCUCCAUCCAGCCCAAACCCAAAGGCCACAGAUGCCAUCCUACGCUUCUCAGCCCGUCUGCCGGGAGCACUCUCCUGGUUCCGGCUGGGCCGCAGCUUGAGUGCAGAGGGCUGGCUUUGCGACAGUCUGGUCCCCACACCCAGCCUGUGUUUCCCACCAACCUAUUUAACAGACAGUAAAGCUAAACCCACAUUCCUCAUCUUACGCCUCUCUCUUCCCUGACAAAUCACAUCCCUGCCUUCCUCAAAUUCCAUUUUUCUCCAUAGCUUCAUCCCUCGGCAGCUCUGCUGCUAGUGCUGGAGGAGACUCCAGGCUGAGCCGGUCACUUCCUGACCCAGUGCCCAGAGCUCCGUGUCUGCAAACACAGCACCACCGGGCUGUUCUCUCCCAGGACUGGGCUGCUCACAGCCAUAGGCACAGUCAGCCCUGCUGGGGUGAGGACCUUCCUACUGGGCAUUGGCAUCACUGCCCUGAGUCUUCCUCAGCACAGAGCAGGGUGCCACUCAUCCUCCGCAUGACCCCAGAAGGGAUGUGGCUCUGAUACAGCCCAGUGACGGGAUGGCAAAAGGAAGGGGCUGGGCAUACAGCCUAUUGAGGGCACAACUGGGACCCCCCCAGGUGUCUGCCUAGAUACAGAGGAGAAGUCAACAGAACACAACGACCACGUCUCCACCCACCUGCCCGCCUGUGGGGACGCGCUGACAGCGGGAGCCGGGAGGGGGCAGCAGGACUUUGCCCUGCCCUUGCUUCUGGCUCUCACACCAGCCUUGGCCCUGGCAUGGAGGAAGGCACCUGCUGGGGCAGGCCCUGGUGGCUGGGUCCUGGGCUUCUUCUCCCACCCUUGUUCCCUGACUCUGGCUUGGGACUUUGUGGUCUUUCUGGACCCCGAAUGCCCAGGCUUCUGGGCUCUUGGCUGCCAACUCUGAAGGUCCGGGCUGCAGCUGGGGCUUCUGGCAUUCAAGGCUUGGGCCUGGGGCUGUGGGGAGGCAGCUGCCUGAAUGUAUUUUUUUAUGAAAUUCCAUUGAAGUAAAGUUUAUUCUCUUCCUCUCUCCUCACUGGUUA
Molecule: messenger RNA, 2405 nt
Organism: Lemur catta (Ring-tailed lemur)
Lineage: Eukaryota; Metazoa; Chordata; Mammalia; Primates; Lemuridae
Gene: SLC25A19
Product: solute carrier family 25 member 19
Exons: 7
Coding region: 111-1073 (320 amino acids)
Biological process (GO): thiamine pyrophosphate transmembrane transport
Cellular component (GO): mitochondrial inner membrane
Molecular function (GO): thiamine transmembrane transporter activity
Source: RefSeq, a predicted model, not a curated record